ACGGUAGCAACGAUGUCGUUCACUUUUCAUUAAUCAUACGAUUGUUGGCAUCGAAUCGAGAAGCAAACUAAGAGGAGUUGCAAGUGUAAUUUUCAGCGAAAACUAACCGAAAGUGAAUUAGCAGAAUCAUCAAGCGAUUAAUUCAACCCCAAUUUAGCCCAUUCUAAAUAAGAAAACUCACGACGCAGUCAGGAUAUCAACAUCAGAGCUACUGUACCACACGACCGCUGAUAGCGAGCGUGCGUGUGUAUGUGCGAAAAAUUGCGCGAAGAUCCUUAAAAACCGUAAAAGAGCGUGACACGUGACACGGUUGAAAUAAAAUAGGUUACCCCCGGGUAUUUGCCGGUCGGCCUUGAGCGCGCGACUUUGUGGUGUUGUUCGUGGAGCUUGUGAAAGCUUGAAUGGUAGCAGAGUGAUUGUGCAUUUUUGCAUCUUUUGGUUGGUUUUACGUCUCGAAAUUAUUCUUCAACGAAACGAUUAAAUUGAGCAAAAAAUAAGCGGAAACAAAACUACUUCAAUACCCGGUGUAUGUGUGCUUGACGCAGAGAACUGUCUCACAACGGCGCAUCAUUUACUCCAGUGGGAGAAAUUUAUCUUAAAGUGUGCAUGAAGAGAAAGAUGAAGAAGUGAGGCAAGCAAGCGCGGAUGCCGUUUCAAAUGAACAUUAACAGAAAGGCAUGAGAAUAAAAGACUUGAUUGGUUACUCAACACAGUGAGAGGAAGACAAGUGCAGUGGGCUUUCGAAACUGUAUUACCAGAAUCUGGCGAAUCGGUUGGCUUCACCAAAAGUGAAAAGUGCAUUCGAGUUACUCCAUGGAACAAUUAUAGCAACCCAAAGAAAGAGGAGUUCAAAUGACACUUAAGCUGAGAUAGCGCAAGUCUCCAACAGGAAGAAAGAGAGAGAGAGAAAGAAACAAAAAAAGAUAGAAAGAAAGAAAGAAAGAAAGAAAGAAAAAGAGAGGGAGAGACAGAGCGAAAAAAUAAUACACAUAACAGAUGAAAAACUUCUGUACUCAAGUCAAAAGUCGAUGUUGAAAAUCAACGACAUAUAGGCAGUGGCCGAGAACAUAACCGCGGCACAGUGAUUGUGGAAAAUAGUCUUGUAGCGAUAUAUUGUGUUUAAGGUGAAUAAUUUAUAGUGGAAGAAACGAGGUAGCGACGACUGGAACACAACGUAACGUGGUGGAGAAACAAAGACCCCACGCGCAGCACUACGUUUUGUGUUUGAAAACAACGCGACUUGGGGCGAAAAACAAGAGUUUGUGCUGAAUUAUAUUUUUUUAAUUUUUAACUCUCAUCGUGGCCUGCAAAGCAAAUUAAGUAGUACACACAGUAGUCCAGGGGAGCAGAAAGCAGAACAAAAAACACUGCUGCACAAACACUACCACUUCAUCGGAGUAGCACGGAGAUCACCAGAAGUAGUCAUGAUGACUGAAACGUUGAAUUCGAAUAAUCACCUCAGCCAAAAAGGCGAGAAUAACAAAGUUGGCGACAUGGGAUGGAAGGCCAAACUUAAAAUACCGCCCAAAGAUACUAGGAUUAAAACUAGCGAUGUUACUGAUACCCGCGGAAACGAGUUCGAAGAGUUUUGCCUGAAGCGGCCACUGCUGAUGGGCAUUUUUGAGAAGGGCUGGGAGAAACCGUCCCCGAUCCAGGAGGCGGCUAUCCCGAUAGCACUGGUUGGUAAAGACGUACUGGCACGAGCAAAGAACGGUACCGGUAAGACUGGAGCGUACAGCAUUCCUGUACUAGAGCAGGUCGAUCCGACCAAGGACUAUAUUCAGGCCCUUAUAAUCGUGCCCACUCGAGAGUUGGCCCUACAAACGUCACAGAUUUGCAUCGAGCUGGCGAAGCACAUGAAUAUUCGCGUCAUGGUCACUACCGGCGGAACUAAUCUCAAGGAUGACAUCAUGAGAAUAUAUCAAAAAGUUCAAGUGAUUAUCGCCACUCCGGGCCGUAUACUCGAUCUCAUGGACAAAGAGGUGGCUAACAUGUCCCAGUGUCGAAUGCUAGUAUUAGACGAGGCAGACAAACUGCUGUCGCAGGAUUUUAAAGGCAUGCUGGAUCAUGUCAUUAUGAGAUUGCCAAAGGAACGUCAAAUCCUACUCUUUUCGGCGACAUUCCCAUUAAGUGUGAAAAACUUCAUGGAGAAGCAUCUGCGCGAUCCGUACGAGAUCAAUCUGAUGGAGGAGCUAACGUUAAAAGGCGUCACGCAAUACUAUGCUUUCGUGCAGGAACGCCAGAAAGUGCACUGUCUUAAUACGCUCUUCUCGAAGCUGCAGAUCAAUCAAUCGAUCAUCUUCUGCAAUUCGACCCAGCGUGUCGAACUGCUGGCCAAAAAGAUUACAGAGCUGGGAUACUGCUGCUACUAUAUACACGCUCGGAUGCAGCAGGCCCACCGGAAUCGAGUGUUCCACGACUUCCGAUCGGGUCUGUGCCGCAAUUUGGUCUGCUCCGAUCUCUUCACUCGUGGUAUCGACGUACAGGCUGUGAACGUUGUUAUUAAUUUUGAUUUUCCGAAGAUGGCGGAAACCUACUUGCACAGAAUCGGUCGAUCCGGACGGUUUGGUCACUUGGGUAUCGCCAUUAACCUAAUCACCUAUGAGGAUCGUUUCGAUCUUCACCGCAUCGAGAAGGAGCUGGGCACGGAGAUUAAGCCCAUUCCGAAAGUAAUCGAUCCGGCAUUGUACGUACCGCGGCCGGACGAUCCAAACAGUGCGCAGGAGGAGCAGAAUAUUAGUAAAUAAGUCCGGAAGUUUUGAGAGGACUAGAAUUGCUGCCGGUAUUGAUGAGAAGAGAGUGUGAUAUUCAAAAGGCAUAGAUUGUGGAGAGUACAAAAUGAAUGGAGUUUGGGAUUGGAAAAGAGACAGUGUAGACAAUGAGGAAGAUCUGUUGAGAUGCGGAACACGAAAAUAUUACGAAUUUCUAUAAAGCGAAAAUCGUUUUACUCAAAUCAAAUAGCAAACUCCAAGUCAAACGAAUAUAACCGCUAAACGAUUGAUUUAAAGGGUAACGCCGACACGAAGACUAAACAAAGCAAUAUCGCCUGUCAGUUGGAAAUAAUGGUUUUUGAGACACAGAUAUGGACUUUGGAGGAACCAAACUUAGUGGAACUGAGUUGUGUAGCACAAAAUGCGGGGGAAAUGUGUGAGUACAGUGUGCAAAAUACUUCAUUAGUCCCUGAUUGCGAGGCUCUAAAAGGUGAAACGCAAAUCAUUUAAACCCAUGCGCUAAUGCUGCAAAGAAAUGGUUGAACACGAUUACUCACGAAAUCCAAAUUUUCGCAACUGAAACAUUAUUUCAAGCAUUAGACUUCCUACCACAAUUAUCCGGUUCCCGGGUCAGCAUUAUUGAACAGAGGGAGUAGUGAUAAAAUGGCUGGAAAGGUGUGAUUUGAAACCAUCACUUUCACCCCUAUUGACGUGCACACGGACGUUAACUCGUGACUUUGACACUAUUGGGUCACAAAGCGAAAGCGCCUUUGUGCGUCUUUUGCGCCAUUUUUCCACUGUCUGUUGAAACAUGAUUAGAGAUGAGAGUCCAAACAGUUUUCGUGUUAGGUUAAGAGGGUGUUUUGGAUCAGUUUCAUUGAAUUUACUCGAAAUUGAUUCUCUUUUUUAUGCCACUAAAACAACUAACAACACACCUGAGCAACAUUACACAUGUCGUACUAUCAACAGAUCGGUCGAGUGGGACAAUUAGAUUGAACACGAAGAAUACACCCCAGACAAAAGCAUCAUCGAUAAUGUCUUAUGAAAGCGAACGGCGAGCCGAACUGAGGCAUCAUAUAAAGAUAAAUGAAGGGCGCAGAACAGAACAAAUGGAAGUGAAACAUGAGAUAAAGAGAAAGUUAUAUUGAAGACUAAAGAGAGUAGCAAAAGACAACAGAUCAGAUGUUGGAACAGAGAUAUCCACAAACGGCAAAACAAACCCACAAUACAAUGGAUAAGAAGUCUGAAACUUGUUGAUUGAUUGGAGAAAGAGAGGAUGGGAGAAGAUAGCAGUAUCUCCUCCAUAUUUCUGGAAGUUUUGAUUUUUAUCAACAGCUAGUAGUUUUGAUUUGUGCGCCGCAUUUUCUGCAUUGAAAAUCGGUUGUCUAAUUGAAUAUAAUAUGUACGCUAAGGUGUAGCUUUCCUUUCAAUCCCCCGAAGAACGCAGGAGCGCGGCUGAGGUCCUACCGCGUAGUACCAUCAGCAACACAAAUUGUAGAAUAGCUGCUGAAUGGCGGAAAGUCUGAUUGUGAGGGCCAAUAGUGACUAAACAAUACCAGAAACUAUUUGCCUCUCUUGUGUGCAUGUGUAAACGGAGUGCGUCUGAAAGUCGGGGGGCGUAUGAGUGUGUAGUUGUUGUAGUUUUACUAUUUUUCUCCUUGUACAGUUAAAAAGACCCCGGGUGGGAUUAUUAGGAGGGACAUGCAUUGAAACUUAAAAAAUCAAGAACGGUGCGCGUACCGUACCGCAAGCGGAUGGAACCUAUACCCGGUUCUUCAGAAUAAUUGUACAUAUGUAUGUACAGUAGCGACUAUAUAGCGAUUAUGCAGACCCGGAGAUGAAGUUCUAAAUCCACAUGAAACAAUGUACAUUCUUUGGAGAAAGCGACAGGAAAUGGCAUUGGUGCGAAACAUGCGAUGAAAACUGGCCUCAACAGCAAGCCGAUGGUCAGCGCACAGCCACAAACGGAGGGCCGCACAUACUACAUACUUUCCCUGUUCGUAUACAGCCAAGCUGGAACAAUACAAGUCAUAUUCAAACACCCGGGCUCUGGUCGAGUUGUGCAUCAACAAAGUGUAUUGUGUGUAAAGACGGAAGAAGGCUGAGGGAAAAAAUCGAGUAAAUGAGGGUUCGCAAGGCCCUUUUGACAGUUCUUGGAUAUGUUUUCGAACCGACGACAAUGUGGUGCAAGUCCCUGAUCUGGUGUGCUUUUGUGAUGGUUUAUAGAAGAGACACAGCCGAGAGGGUGGCAAAUGAAAAUAGUCUACCGCGUAUGUGGAUGGGAAAUUGCGCUCAUCUUAUUGCAUGAGUUGGAAAAAACGAUUUACCAUUGCCGUGUCGAAUCGGACAUUUGAGUUUCAGGUUCGACGACAAUAUUUCGCCAAAUGAAUCCGGUAGCACUACGAAUAAUAGUAAAUUCAACAAGCCAUCCGGGAGCUGCAGGUCCACUGAACAGACCACGAUAGAAAGCGUGACGCAUCAAGGAGGUAUCACCCUUCGAUGAAUGAAAAGAUGUUCAAGAGCAGUUUGCACUGGAUUCUAUACAUUCAACGUGCGCCUCAACACAUCGUGGGAUGUAACACGAAGCAAAUGUAUAGAAAAACAAAUGAAUUGUACACGAUCGCGUGCAAAGUUUUCCGUUAGGAAAUGAACUUGAAAGGCGCACUUUCGGCAAACUAGUUUAGGAAAAUGAUGAUCGCGGAUGAGUGUCUGAAACGAGUCGAUGGACCCCGGAAUGGAAAUCUUGUGCGCGAAUGAUGUAAUAAUUUAUGAAAAAGAAUGAUGACUGCACGUGGCUGUAUGAAUGGGCGGUCACGUUUGUACGCAUGUGGAUACGAUGAAUGAUUGGAAGUGAAAGUGUAUUUUUAAAACAAAGUUAGUGAAAUUGAUGAAAAGCACAUGGCGGGAACAAAUGAAAUGGCGUUUAGGUGAAAUGCCUGCACCCGUCAUGUGGGCGGCGGUGGACUUCUACCAUCGAAAGCGGCAGCGUGGAAUGCAUUCCUAUUGAGAUGCGACAGUGUCACUCUUGUGCAUCACGAAUUCGCAGAUGAUUAAUAAUCGUAGUAGGCUCUCUUCUUUUAGAAACGAUUUUCCUUCUUCCACUCCACGCUGCUAGUAAUCUUGAAGCUUCCUCUACUUCGAUGGAGGAACGCAAAAUUUGCGGAGAAAUCAAUUAGAGGGCAUAUUUUUGCGGUAUUGGUCGGGAUGGUAAAAUUUUCAAAAGUAUCUCCAACAUCUUUGCAACAAUAUACCAACCACAAGUAGGCAAUGAGCAUUUCCGAUGAGAUUCGUGCGACAGCUUCCAACAACAUCUAGUAAGCUGAGUCGCGCGUAAACGUUGCUCUGAUCAAUUGCACUUUUAGUAGCAAAGGUGAACCAAAAAUGGAAUCUUCAGUUGGAGAAAUUUGCCGUCCACCAAAUCAACUACCGCUACGAAUAACAAACCGAGACUUAUACGUCCCCUUCGAAGAUCGAAAAAGUCAAUUGGCCAGUGAAAUUGAUUACUGCUUGACAUUCAUUCUCGGCAGUUCAUAGUUGAUGAAACCUCAUGGGUAUUAUUCGGCCACCACCAGACUAGUAACAUAAAAACAGAAACACCUUUUGGCCAAUCGUGGCAAACAACUGCACUAUACGCGCAACUAAAAUCCCAAGGUUGGAAGAGAGUCGAGGGAUAUCAUAAAAAUAGGAAAUUAACAAUUACUUCAAACGUACCUGCAAUUUACACGAAGACAAUUAUAAAGUGAUGGCAAAACAGACUAAGAACUAUAAUUCUUGUUUGAACACACGUAGAAGCGAGAGUUUGGGGAAGGAGUUUGUAAUACUUUUGAUCGUCAAUCAGUUCGGGUCCGGCAGGAAUAAUCUUUUGCUCAUCCUAGGACAUUUAGCCGUAAAACUUUGAUUUUUGUUCAACUUUGUUUUCUUCACACGCGCCUUAUAAGCUCAAAAAUGGCAAUGUUAUGCUCUUUUUCGUUUUACAAAUUAAACCGGGUGUUUGGUAAGCUUUUCUUUUCUUUUGAAUUAUAGAGGCGUUUGGUAGGCUUUAUAAAUACGGGAAGGUACAAAGUGCCACCUUUUGAUGGAUUUAUAGCGAAUGUGUCCCUUUUAGUUUGAUCAUAGGUUGGUUUGAUACUUCAAUUGGCGAUCGUUGCCACAAAAAUCCUACAAUAUCAUCGGGAUAUGUCCUGCCGGCCCCUACUAGAUGACAGGGCUGAGUGAAAAGUUUGUCACUGAUGACAGUUGAACAAACAUUUUAUAUACAUACGGCAAUCUGUCCGUUCGUGAAAGGGGAAGAAGAAGAUGCAAAAAGUGCAUUAACAAAACAAAAACUGAAGAUUCCUCACAAAUCAAAGCUAAGUUUUCAGUCUUUCCAUCAAACGGGUGACAAACAACCCUCCGUUCGUCCGGUACUAGUUUUUUUUACUAACUUGCACUUGCAGGUUUUCUCUCAACCUCCACUUGACGGACUCUUCUAGUUCGGGAGUAAUCAUGUCGAAACUUCAAAAAAGGUUCCAAGCUGCCGUUAUGUAAUUGAACCCAAUUUUUCAGUACUACAAAAUUAAUCCACAAUGCAAUUGAAUGAAUGCGCCCGAGAGAGUGCAUCAAUAAAAACAUUCACUCUAUAAUCUUCAAGUUUUCGCUCCCUUCAAUACAGAGGGGCGCAAAAAACCUACAAACGGAGGAGAAGUUUGUUCACUGAAAGAUAGCAGUUUUUAUUAGCUUUGAUUUGUGUCGCUCGCACGAUGCAAUCUUGUGUGGACUCAAGCGCAAUGGGAAUAGUUAGGCAACAUUCAGAUCUCAUCAUAAAAUUCCAUCUUAUGGUGCUAUCCGUCACACAUCGGAAGAAGAGUAUUUUAUACCACUUAUAUUAUACAUGAAUGUGCUGAAUAUGCCGCAGCCAGCAGAGAGGUAAACCUUUCUAAAGGAGAUAGGGCAGUAUCGGAGCAACGGAAACUCUUCCUUAUCCAAAUCUACUCCUCGUGGGCAAACGUGGAGACGCUUUACAGAUUCUUUCGAUGAUUGUCGUACAAAAUUAAAGAACAACCACCACAAACCACGUUUUAGAACGUUCCAUCAAACUCAAAUGAACUCUCUUAUGGUGUAUCAGAUUAGUUGAAUAACAAUACAUAGAACAUGAAGGCGAAUAAGUGUCGUCCAGCAUCAAAAACAUCAAUCUACAACAAUAUCGAAAGAGUGAGUGAUACGCAACUUAUAGCAGGGAACAAGUGCGUCGGUGCUAAAACGUUGAGCUCUAUGCCAAACAGCGCCGCAAAGUUGCAAGCAGAUCAAACAAUCAUUAAACAACAACAGUCCGAUGCCAGUCUGGUAUGUGCGUUUCUUGCAAACUGCGCCGUGCCAGAUAUGACAAUGCAAAUCAUUCGAAACGAUUUAUAUUCGCCAAUCACCCCGAGAAAUGGAACUAUAGAACGACAAAAACGUGAGAAUCCGAACGGUACCUGACAUUUGUAACACGCACGUAGGAAUAGGCUUAGGAAAGGUUUUUAGCUCACGACGGUAAUGUGUUGAGGAAGGUAGUAGAUGCGAAGAAAAUGGAAAAUUUGGCCCGCAAAAGAUCGACGGCCACGAAACCAUUGACCAAUAUCAACAAACGCCAUCAAUGUCCAGCAAAGUUGCAUGAAAAAAUAAUCUCAUCGGAAAAAAAGAAUAAAACUGCUAUCGA
Molecule: messenger RNA, 8388 nt
Organism: Anopheles bellator
Lineage: Eukaryota; Metazoa; Arthropoda; Insecta; Diptera; Culicidae
Gene: me31B
Product: ATP-dependent RNA helicase me31b
Exons: 6
Coding region: 1425-2747 (440 amino acids)
Biological process (GO): cytoplasmic stress granule assembly; P-body assembly
Cellular component (GO): cytoplasmic stress granule; P-body
Molecular function (GO): ATP binding; mRNA binding; RNA helicase activity
Source: RefSeq, a predicted model, not a curated record